Messenger RNA from Didymella exigua CBS 183.55, 1700 nucleotides. RefSeq lists its product as uncharacterized. Bases 139 to 1431 code for a protein of 430 amino acids. The record is from RefSeq and is a predicted model, not a curated record. The transcript has a single exon. Lineage: Eukaryota; Fungi; Ascomycota; Dothideomycetes; Pleosporales; Didymellaceae.
UUUUGACUCGCAGGGCAGGCGAUUGCCGUGGGGUCUUGAGUAUGCAGAGUGAGUAUGAGUGUCUGGUGCCGUGGACGAGGAUGAGCUGCAUGGAUAGCUAGGAGCACGCAAUUGCUUCACACAGCAUACUUCCGCGCAAUGAAUUGUUUUUCAAUUUACAAUUCACCAAGGAGACAUACUAACGAGUAUAACAGCAACGACCACAGCCAGCGAUCACGGAUACCCGAAGAGAAGGGCCCUUUCGGCAAGGCGCGCAAACGCGGGUCGACACGCGCAAAGACACCCACGGCCAGGUCUGCCGAGGACAGCGCGAAGCUCGACAACCUGCGCGCGAUCGAUGACAUCUUUGGGCGGAUCAAGGCCGAAGAGGAGCAGAAGCGCUCGCUGUCGGGGCACGCUGUGGCCGCACUACCGCCGUCAGCGUCUGCGCCGAACCUGUUAGAAAACGGAGGUCUGCUUGGCACAUCGUACCACGGCGGCGGGCCUGCAAAUCUCAUAACAAAGGAGCCGAAGGAAGUGAUCCUGUACGGCUACGGCGUCGAGUCGCAGUGGGCAGCCAUCGACUUCUUCGAGAAGGUCUCCAACGGCAUCAUCUACGAGGAAUACGACCGCGAGCCCUACAACCCCAAGUUCAACUAUGCCUUCGCCCCAAACCGAUCCUCACAUCUGCGCGCGCUCUCGAGGGCAGCACUGAGCAGGGUCAACCAGUUCGUGGGCGGCGAUCACUGGAUAAAGGUUACAUUCGAUUCAGCAGAAGCCGCCGAGCGCGCAUGCCACUACUCUCCGCACAACAUCCAGGGCUACACCGUUUACGCCGAAGCAUACAGAGGCACCGGCCCGCAAGGCAGCGACCGCGCUCUCCACGCCCAGAUCGGCGGCGCAGCCUCCCUCAUGUCCUCCCCACAAACCGGCACCUCGAGCACAAUACCAGACACCUCAAUGACCGCCUCCUCCGCGACUGCAACGAACGCCGCACCCAUCGGCCUUCCGCGCUCAACAGCCAUGCCCAUCUUCCCCACCGGAGCCGGCUCCUUUCCUACCGACGACGCUUUCGACCGCGCUCCGGCCCCCGUGCCCGUCUCACGCCAGAGCCAGACCCAAACCAUGACCACAUCCGCCCAGCUCGCCCCAACAUCGCGCCGCACAACCCUCCGCCUCAAAGGCGCAAACGUCAAGCCUGCCGUCUUCAUGCCGCAAGAGAAAGCCUUCCUGCCGGCGCCGCCGCGGUGGCAGCAAACGUUCGGCAGCCUGCCGAUUAUUGGGUGGGUGAUUGGGAGCGGGCAGGGGAUCAUAGGGGAUCAGGUGCCGCGCAAAGAGGAUGGGAGUUUCGAUGCUGCGACGGCGAGUCUGUAUUGGCGUGCUUGGUAUAGUGUGGAUUCGUGCCUUGGGACAGACUUUUGCGGGGUGCGGGAGGCGGAGUACGAUGACUAAAGAGCAGGGGAACACGAUGCAUGAUAAAAGGGAUCGGAGUUGGUUGCAUUGGGCGGCGUUGUGGCUUUGCAUGAACGAGGCCUUGGUUGCUCUUCCUCAAUCGCAUUCUAUACAUGCGUAAUCGCAGCGCGAGCACGCAAGCAAUCUGACAUCUUGAAUGCUAUUGGAGACGCUCUUUUGAAUAUAAUUGCUAACCUGGAUGCCAACGCCUGCGCCUGCGCCCGCGCCUAACACCACAUGUGGAGUGUACACUCAUACAUCAUGCAUCU